UCAUCGUAGUCUAUGACAGAAAUAUAAUUCAUUUCAUACUCGUUUUAAGUCCUUUAUGUUUUGUGUAUAGUCUCAAUCCAGAUAUCUCUCGUUUUAUUUUUGCUCUUGUCUAUUAAUGUGGUCAACGCUAUCACAUUUAUUACUUACGCGUUCAGGUUGACUUACUACCUAAGAACUGCUUUUCUGAUCGUUCCCUUGAACACUAAACCCUUCAAAGCACACUUCCAUAAACUAAUCUGUCGCUUCAAACAUGGCCGACGUCGAAGAACCCAAGUUCAAUUCUCUCUCCGAUCGUAUAGCAGCUUUGAAUGGCCAGAAAAACUUCACUGCGCCACCCCCGUCUGCACGACGACGUCCUCCGCCGCCACCUCCUGGUAAACCGAUAGCCCAGGUCAUAGCUUCGGACACGAAUGCACUCGUCACGUCGAAAAGCCCUAGCUUACCUGCGAGGCCUCAAAAGCCAAUCGUACCCAGUCUACCACAACGUACAAACACAUCAGGACCAACCUCCCAGAAUUCGCCGAGUCUACCUAUGCGUGAUGCGCCUCCUCCUCUUCCAGGUCGCAAGAACUCUACCCUCCCAUCCCCCGCUCUACCGGCCCGUAGAGCAUCAACCCAACCCUUCCCCAGCAGAAGAGGGUCCAACUCAUCAGAUGUGUCGCAUAUUUCAACCAUCUCAAAUCUAUCAUUAAACCCGGUAUCCUCUCGCACAAGCACGACGUCGACCGAAACCCAACCCACGCGAAGAUUUCUCGCUCCAGCUCUAGACCAGGCGAAAUUGCCACCCCUCCCACCGUCUAGAAAAGAAGGAGAGGUACAGGCUGCCCAAAGAGCUGCGGAAAGGGAAGCGGCAGAGGUUAUUAAGGCUCCUCUACUAUCGACACGAUCUGCCCCGGUAGUUCCCCAUGUUGGAUCGCGACCUAGCUUACCCCCUAGAUUGCCGUCGCGGCCUGGAAACUCACCAGCCCCUUCACAAGUCGACGGAAAUUCGUCUGUAUCAUCACGGCGCCUCCCACCACCACCUUCAGCAUUCGUACGCCCAGCCUCCACCUUCGAAUCGUUGAAAACUCAUAGCACGGCCAGUCGAGGACCUCGCGACGAGGCCCCCCCGCCGGUCCCUAUUAGCUCGCGACCGACAUUUGCCCAAAUUGACGCAGUGACUGUUCGCGCAAGCGUCAAUGAAGUCAAGAGUUGUUUGCUUUGCCGAGAUUUCUCGGCUCCAGACAGUGUAGCGGCGCAAUACCCCAGUCAUUCGCUUCCGAGACAUGAUCCAGUCGGAUAUUUAGCGAGUGUUCUCUGUGGGCCCUUCCAAUCGCCUACCGACAAGGCGAGAGCUAUAUUUACAUGGUGCCACCACAACAUCGCCUAUAAUGUAGAAGAGUUUUUUGGAAAGUGCAUCAAGGGUAGGAGCGUAGAUGAAACCAUUUUUCAUGGCAAAGCUGUUUGUCAAGGGUAUGCUGAAGUAUACCGAGCCAUUGCUGAACGUGCUGGGCUGCAAUGCGUGUUAGUUAGUGGCCAUGGAAAGGGUUACGGCUACACGCCUCUUGGGAGUGGCGAGCCACCACCACGCAAAAACCCUACCGGUCAUGCCUGGAACGCUGUGUGUAUAGAUAAUGGAGAAUGGAAAUUGCUUGACGCGUGUUGGGGUGCAGGCUCAGUAGGCAAUCAACAAUAUCACAAAGGGUUCAACCCAAAAAUGUUCUGUCUGAGCAAUGAACAGUUUGGACUCAAGCAUUUCCCCUCGAAUGAAGCAUAUUUCUUCCGCAGCGACGGUCGUAUUCCCACCUGGGAAGAGUAUUAUAUUGGACCGAUGCAGGCUGAAAAGGCCGAGUUUUACGGAACGGCAGGGGACGAGGGUGUCUCUGAAUACACAUUCAGCCCCGCCGAGAAGCAUAUCCCCGUCUACAGUGGCGAGGUCGUGCGUUUCCAAUUUUCGAAGAUCUGCGAGCACUGGGACCCCGAACGGCACGGGAAAGGCAAGAGUUAUCUGCUUCUGAUAAAGAUUCAGGGGGUAGAUGGCAGGAAAGAGGACAUGGUGCCUCUGGAGACGGACGGGUUCUGGUGGUGGACGGACAUCCCGGCGAGGGAUCUAGGCGCCCCUGGGCAAAACGUAUUUUUAUAUGCUCUCACGACGGUCAACAACAAGGACGCGAGGGGCGUUACGAAGGAGGAGUUUUUUAGGACGAAAAGUGGCGGCGGGUAUAGCAUGUCCUGGGCGGUCUUUGCGAAAUGGGAAUUGGCAUAGAUUUUUUGUGUAUUACUUAGGUAUGUACGCAUAUAGGUAGAAGGUGAAUCAUUUUUUCGGCAUGACGAAAUUCACGACUAAAUAUUGAGUAAUGCUCCGAUUUACAGC
This is a messenger RNA of Hypoxylon fragiforme, 2353 nucleotides long. RefSeq lists its product as uncharacterized. The coding region runs from base 251 to 2245 and encodes 664 amino acids. NCBI's taxonomy places the organism in Eukaryota, Fungi, Ascomycota, Sordariomycetes, Xylariales, Hypoxylaceae. The transcript is spliced from 2 exons. The record is from RefSeq and is a predicted model, not a curated record.